ACAUCGCAUGUCAUGUGAUUGUCGUGGAGUCAACAGUUACACUAUUCGUCUUUCUCUUUUCGGAAGUGACUUUAAAGACAGGCGCCGCUAUUCCUGUGUGUAGAUGGACUGGAGGCGGAUGCGGAAGCGGAUGAAACGGACUGAAUUGGAGAGAGAAGUUGAAGAAGCUACACGGCUGUGAAAGGAGCAUGCAGCACAACGCUCUUUAGUAAUAAACAAGUGAACUCUCCUCAAGACAUCUGAUAAAAUGGUGCUUCAGAUGGGGAUCUUGGUCUUGGCUCUGCUGGGCCUGAGCACAGCAUUGGUCUGUCCUGAUGGAGGCAUGUGUGAGGACAAAAACACCUGUUGCAAGAACACUGAGGGAGGAUAUGGAUGCUGUCCUCUACCACAUGCUGAGUGUUGUUCAGACCACCUCCACUGCUGCUAUGAAGGGACCCUGUGUGAUCUGGUCCAUGAGAAAUGUGUUAAUAAGACAGUUUCACUGCCCUGGAUGCGCCGGAUUCCUCCCAGACAGGCUUUGCCAGUCCAUCAGCUCAGUGCAAAGGUAAAGGUGGUCGUUUGUCCCGGCGAGGAGGCUUCGUGUCCAGAUAACACCACUUGCUGUUCGCUUCCUGGUGAAGGUUGGGGCUGCUGUCCAUUACCCAAGGCAGUAUGCUGUGAGGAUAAGCGCCACUGUUGUCCUGAGGGAACAACGUGUGACAUCACUCAGGGAAUGUGUGUUUCUGCUUCACGAGAGUCCUUCCCCAUGCUGGAAAACCUGCCUGCCACACUGAAGGAGACUAUUCCAGCUCAGAAUGUCGGUUCAGUGACGUGUCCUGGCGGGAAAAGCAGCUGUCCAGACAGUUACACCUGUUGCCUGUUAACCAGUGGAGACUAUGGCUGCUGCCCUUACCCAGAGGCCAUGUGCUGCAGCGACCAUCUCCACUGUUGCCCCAGCCACACAGUGUGCGAACUGGACCAUGGCAUCUGCAGGUCUGCUCAGUCGAGCGUGCCGCUGUUGAAGAAGAUCCCCGCUGUCCCCAAUGACGUCGUGUGUCCAGACAAGGCAGCGUCAUGUCCUGAUCAGACUACAUGCUGCCAGAUGACCAAUGGCUCGUAUGGAUGCUGUCCAAUGCCUAAUGCCGUCUGUUGUUCGGAUCAGAUACACUGCUGUCCUGAGGGCACAGAGUGCGACCUGUACCACAGCACCUGUGUGAUGACUGAGAGAGACACCACUGUGGCCUCUGAGGUCCCUGCUGCUGCUGCUGCUGCUGUGACGGAGCUGGUGAUGGCACAGAACAAAGUCGGCUCUGUUCCCUGCAAUGACUCUGUGGCCUGUGCUGACGGAAACACUUGCUGUAAAAGGGCGGAUGGAGAAUGGGCCUGUUGUCCUUUAUCUCAGGCCGUGUGUUGCGAGGACCACGAGCAUUGCUGUCCCCACGGCACCAUUUGUAACCUGGCAGCCUCCACGUGCGACGACCCGGCGUGGAACAGCGCCGUGACGCCGUGGCUUCAUAACGUGCCCGCCUUCCCUUUACCGUCUGACAACAACAAGUGUGACCCGUCCAAAUCGUGCCCUGGAGACGCCACGUGCUGCAGGACGACAAGUGGGGACUGGGCCUGUUGUCCUCUGCCUGAGGCCGUGUGCUGUGACGACCACAUCCACUGCUGCCCUCACGGCACCGUCUGCAACCUGGAGGCUGAGACCUGUGACGACGUGUCGGGCUCUUUACCGUCCCGUCCCUGGGCGGAGAAGGUGUCCGCUCUGACCCCGGGGGUCCGGAGUGAGAAAUGCGACGAGCAAACCAUGUGUCCGGGAGGCACCACCUGCUGUAAGAGAAACUCUGGAGAGUGGGCCUGCUGCCCUUUACCUCAGGCCGUGUGCUGUAACGACCACGAGCACUGCUGCCCCAAAAGCUUCAAGUGUAACGUGGCGAAGCAGACGUGUGACAGGCCCGGGGGCGUGAGUCUGCCCUGGCUGCAGAAGAUACCGACCCUGCAGAGUAACCCCGUCCGGGCCGUUUCCAGCUCAGCUCGGCUUUCCAAGAACAUGUGUGAUUCCUCCACCAGCUGCCCCCGCGAUACGACCUGCUGCUUCAUGGACGGGACCCAGAAGUGGGGCUGCUGCCCUCUGCCAAACGCCGUCUGCUGCAACAACGGAAACCACUGCUGCCCCUUUGGUCACACCUGUGAAGCUCACCGGUCGUCCUGCUCCAGAGGUCCGCGCGUUAUUCCCUGGUUCACCAAACUCGCCGCGGUCACUGAGCCCAGCGUCGUGACCGAUGUCAAGUGUGAUGACAAAAGCAGCUGCGCUUCAGGGACGACCUGCUGUAAACUGCCGACCGGAGAGUGGGGCUGCUGCCCUCUGGUCAAGGCAGUCUGUUGUGCGGACCACGAGCACUGUUGUCCUCAGGGAUACACCUGCAACAUGCAGACGGGAACAUGCGAGAAGAAAAACUACGGCGGGUUAACGCACGCCACACCUCAGGUCCGAGUGGGGCGGCCCGAGCCGGCAGCCUCGGAGGACGAGGCGGGCGUACCGUGUGACGGCACGGGAGAAUUUCACUGCUCCAAGCGCGACACGUGCUGUAAGGCGUCUGCCUCAGAGUGGGCCUGCUGCCCCUCACCAAAGGCCGUCUGCUGCUCCGACUCAAAGCACUGCUGCCCCGCAGGAUACACCUGUGACCUGAAGGGUGGAGGUUGCACCGUGAAGAACACGCAAUCGCUGACCUGGGACACGUUCUUUGGGGACAGAAAGAGAGACUUUCUCCCUCGUGGACUUUAAUCCCAUUAAGACGCCCAAUGACCUUCAGACUCCAGAAUCCCAUAACAUCUACAGCUCCUGAGGGCAUGUUCCUGUUCUGAGGUAAAUUCUGUUGGGUCGCGGGCGUCGUGGAAACAUUUGGUUGCCGUUACAUACUUUUCACUUUUCAUUCUGGACAAAAAGCUCAUGCUCAAUGAUUAGAAACUAUCUAAAGAUUACAGGGAGGUGAAAGACAAAUGACGUGCACUAUUUUGCAAUGUUUCUGUUCAACUUAAAUGUGAUAUUAUUCAACAUUUAUGCAUCUACAAACCCAUGAAAAGACUACAUCGCAAAUUUCUUAUUGGUGUGACAUGUAAUAUUAAUAGUAAUUGUGUUUUUACGUAUGAUUUAAGUUCUGCUUUAUCCUCUUAACAUACAAACACGCCCUGAUGUCAGGACGAUAUUUAAGCACAAAACCAAGAAAUCUCUUUACUAAUGGAGGGAAAAGCCCCACACACUCUUUAGCAGCACUUUGAUGGAUACCUUAUUUCUUACCUUAUUAAACAAGUUCAAAAAAUGACAUUUGCUGUUUUCUUUAGCUACAAGGAUGUGGUUAUGCAUGUCACGUGUCUUUUCAUGGUGAUCUGUGAAGGAAAGAAUAUUAGAGUAGCACCAGAACAGAAGCACUGACAAGCGCUAUUCCACACUCUUCAGUUUUUAUUGAAAACAAACGAUUUGCCCUGUGCUGUUCCAUUUCUCUAAGAGACCUGAAUGUAUUUUCUGCCUUACUUUGGGCACAAUGAGCUACAAAUUACUGCAUUUUAUUUAAUAGAAGUGUUUUGUUGUUGUUGUUGUUGUUUUCUUGUGCCCACUGGUUGAGGAAGCACACCAGCAUUUCUCCGUUUAUUUGCCUCAAGGUGUGAACUAGUAUAAUUCUACAUAUAGGUGCAAGUUAAGUCGUGCAACUGUGACUUUGACUUUUUUUUAAGGCACAGGAAUUUAGAGAAACUGUGCAUUAUCAAGUUGAUAUAAACCCAAUUGCACAAUAUUUAAAUUGUAAUAAAUGGUUUCCUACAGUUUAUUACAAUCAUGUAGUUUUUGGUAAAAAAAAAACAAUGGCAGAUCAUACAAGUGUGUGCCUUUUAUUGUUUGAUUCUAAAGGUUGCGAGGAGAACAAUGUGCUUUUCUCUCUUGUGUGUGUUUUUUUUUUUUUUGUGGCGUGAAAACAUAAUCAUGGUCCACAAAAAGUUAAAAAAACGGAUUCCGAGACGAUGCUUUCCCCCUGGUUCACAACAUACACAAGCAUGAAUUCCUACCAGUGACGGAAAAUUCCAUUUAAGCCCUUUUCCUCCUUCCUCACUUUGAGAGAUUGAUGUUGAUUUAUCUUUUACAUAUGUUGUAAUGAUCUGACUGUCCAGAAUCUAGAUGACAAAAUAAAGCGUGUUCAGAGGAAUAAACUCAUCAAGCAGUGA
Messenger RNA from Solea senegalensis (Senegalese sole), 4194 nucleotides. It is a transcript of the gene grnb, whose product is annotated as granulin b. Gene Ontology annotation, cellular component: extracellular region. The record is from RefSeq and is a predicted model, not a curated record. The transcript has 17 exons. The coding region runs from base 248 to 2764 and encodes 838 amino acids. NCBI's taxonomy places the organism in Eukaryota, Metazoa, Chordata, Actinopteri, Pleuronectiformes, Soleidae.